AGUUGCUCACAGUUUCCACUCUGCAGGAGAUGCUAACUCCCCGGACAGACGGCUAGCUACACGCUUACUGGUGAAACAAGUCAUGAAACCUUCACUAACUUUGAUUUUGUAACUAACUGUGUUAAAAUUAAAGAGUAAGGCUGGGCUUUGGAGUUUAACUAUUAACAGUGUGAGCUACUGUUAGCUACUUUAGCUUCACUCGUGAGUCGUGGCUACUUUUGACUCAUACCGAUAGUGGUCCAUGUGACUCCUGUAGAGUUCCUGAUCCUAUAAUUAUCCCCGGUGACAGUGCGCUGCUGACGGGCUGCUGCACUGCCAUGGGGCCGAGGAAAAGGUCAAAGAGAGAUCUGCAUGAACUGGAGGAUUUGGUGGUUAAACAUGCACGGAUUAAAGAAUCUGCCUUGACCGGUGUGAGCGAGCGCACCUUCAUCGCCGUGAAGCCAGAUGGCGUGCAGCGGAAACUGGUGGGGGAAAUCACACACCGCUUUGAGAAGAAAGGGUUCAAACUGGUGGCCCUGAAACUAGUGCAGGCGUCAGAGGACCUCCUGAAGGAACACUACUGGGACCUGAGGAGCAAACCGUUCUUCACAGAGCUGGUGAGCUACAUGAACUCUGGACCAAUCGUAGCCAUGGUGUGGGAGGGUUUGGACGUGGUCAAGACGGCACGUAAGAUGCUGGGAGAGACCAACCCCGCUGACUCUCUGCCUGGAACCAUCCGAGGAGAUUACUGCGUGGAAGUGGGACGGAACGUGAUCCACGGCAGCGACUCGGUGCUGAGCGCUCAGAGGGAAAUCUCUCUGUGGUUCCGACACAACGAGCUGCACUGCUGGGAGGACAGCAGCAGCCGCUGGAUCUACUGAAACCGUCCUGCUGGGGACACAAAGCUUUAUGCAAGAUCCCAUCGUACCUCAGAUCAAUCUUAUUUGGCUUUAGUAGCUUGUAGACCCAAGGGAGACGAGGUGUCAUGGAUGGAUCUUUUUAUUAACCCUUAGAUGCACGAGUGACUGGACCCUACACUCUUCCAUAAGUGGGUCAAAAAAGACCCGUAUUAGAAUAAUAUAUGUUUUUAUGCCAUUUUGGUUAAGAAAAAUCACUUUUAUAAUAUUUAGUAUUAUAUUUUGGUUCACACUAGAAAUAUUUUAUAUUUAAUUUUGUAGUAUUUAUAAUUUUAGAAAUUUUUUUUACAUUUUGA
Gymnodraco acuticeps is the source of this 1192-nucleotide messenger RNA. RefSeq names its product NME/NM23 nucleoside diphosphate kinase 3 (gene nme3). Bases 318 to 860 code for a protein of 180 amino acids. Gene Ontology annotation, biological process: UTP biosynthetic process; CTP biosynthetic process; GTP biosynthetic process. The transcript is spliced from 5 exons. Lineage: Eukaryota; Metazoa; Chordata; Actinopteri; Perciformes; Bathydraconidae. The record is from RefSeq and is a predicted model, not a curated record. Gene Ontology annotation, molecular function: nucleoside diphosphate kinase activity.